Papaver somniferum (opium poppy) is the source of this 3076-nucleotide messenger RNA. RefSeq lists its product as uncharacterized. The record is from RefSeq and is a predicted model, not a curated record. NCBI's taxonomy places the organism in Eukaryota, Viridiplantae, Streptophyta, Magnoliopsida, Ranunculales, Papaveraceae. The transcript has 2 exons. Bases 728 to 2377 code for a protein of 549 amino acids.
AUAGAAUUUUAUUUAGAUCUCUCCUCCCUCUUAGGAUGGUUUCCUGAAUCAGAUUUCUCUAUUCUUCAAAGGGGUUUAUAUCAAUCCUGUAUCCAACCUUGUCAUGUAUAACCAGGUACAUGACAAUUGGUAUCUAGAGCCGUUUCGAUCCAUGGAGGCCGGGCCCGAAGAAGUCUCAUCGAAAUUGGAAGAAAUGAAGAAGCAACAUGAUGAUUUAGCAUCAACGAUGCUUACCAAAAAAGUUUUUUAUGCGACAAUGGAGAAAUAUUUUGGUAAGAAAAACUGCAGUCAUGAAGAUCCAGUAGGAGUUUCAAAGAUUACUUCGAAGUCAUCUGAUGAAGAUCCUACUAAAUCAAUUGGAAUUGGCGACCUAAUUUCUAUUUCUGUUACUCAAACUUUUGAUUCUGAAGACUUUGGCAUUGUUACAUCGGGAAAACAAGAUUCAAUUCCUACUUCUGUUCAGCUGGAUUCUUCUUCUCCAGUCCUCAAUAGGGUUGAAUCUCAGAAGAUUAACUCAAAUUCCGCUGGCGCUGUUAAGGACAAUGAUGGUUCAUCUGAUUAUUUGAAUUUUCCAUUUAAUGAAACUGCAAAGACAGAUGUUAAGGACUUCGUAUUGAUAAAUCAAAUCAAAAUUGGUGGGUAAAUUAUUCUUCCCUAGAUUUUCAUUUCAACAAAUUUGAGAAGAAAUUCGCAAAUCAUGAAGACUUGAAGAAGUUCAAAACCUCAGAUGGUAUUUGUGUGGAUUGUUGUUCUUUUCUCCUUGAUAUCACUCGUUGGUUAUUUGAUCGAGGGAAAUAGAUUUUUGUUUCUCUUAUUGGGGAGAGUGGUGAGCUCUAACAAGACAUACAAAUGGUAUGCUCAGGUGUUUAGUAUGAAGGGAGCGGAAUUUUUUUUCUUACAGCUCAAGUGUAAGUUGCUCGCGGUGAUUAAACUGGGGGUAUCCAAAUGUCAGAAUUCUCCUCCGUGUUACAGAUAUGUGGUCAAAAUGGCAAUGCUCAGAAGCAUGCUUACCAGUGAUCAUAGUGGUGUUUGUUUCUAUCUUUAUUUUGUUGCUACUCGUUCCUUGUUUGAUCGCGGACAAUGGUAUAAUUGGUCCAGGGUAAUGGCUAACUACAGUGGAAAUUUUGUUAUUGCACUUAUUUUCAAACUGGGAUACCCAGGGAAGUUGCUAUGGAAGAGCUCGGUUAUACUUAUGUUGGUUACAUGGGUUGAGACUGGUGUUGUUUGCAAGCUGUUGGAUAAAAGGUUACGGCAGGGUAUAACUCUAUGGUCCAAGUUGAUACUUCAAGUGAUUGGUAAUAAUGAAGCUAGGGCUGUGAAGGAAUUAUUUGAUCAACUACAUCACAGUAGUAGCUACAAUUUCGGGGACUCUCUAAUCUUGCAUCUGGGAAAUGGUUCACGAAAUUUGAUAUAUAUCCAUGUUUUUGCAAGACAAUAUGCUGGUGAAUUGCAGAUUCUCUCAAAGCGGCAUAACUGUAAGCUUGUGUUUCUUUCUCUUCGUGCCAGCAAGUUGUGUGGUGUGUCUUUGCAGCGGGGAAUCGAAUUAUGCUUGCUUCCUCUCUGUUUGUGGUGUAUAGCAAGUGUUGAGGCUUUCAAUUGGAUUUUUACUUGGCUGCCAGAAGGACCCAAAUAUACAGUUGAUGGUAGUUAUGAAUAUUGUUCUGGUAGGAAUGCGUUUCUUGUAGAGGGGGUGAAAAUCAAAGAGCUGCUUGUCAUGGUUGAUGGUGGUGUAUGCUUUUAUGGAUACAUGAGGUGGAAAUUCCGUUUGGUUCCACCUGAUAUACGGAGUUUGAGGAGUGUUAAAAUGAAAGUUCAAUUCUCAGUUAACUUUGAUGCAAACUGGACUACUCAUUCUAAGAGCUUUUGGGUUGUUUCUGUUUACAUAGAAGUUUUAUGGAGCAAUGGCGAAGAUUAUAUUCGUGAACAUGGUAUCCCUAAUGCUUCUGAAUGGUUGAGGCGUAGUGCAGGUACACACAGAAAUGAGAAUUCUGCCAUGAUUGGGUUUUUGUACUGCAAUCAACUUUUGUCGUUGGUAUAUCCGCCGACAAAGGGUUGUAUCCAGUUAGAGUUUUUACGAGGGUUAAAGAGCACUCAGUUCGGGAUCAUGAUGUUUAUAGACCCAACUGUGCUAAUGUUGGGGAUAUCCUUGCGAUGGAAACCUGAAGAAAAUAGCGGUACUAAUCUCCAUUAUGUACUGAUGAGCAUCCCCAGUCAGGGUGGAGAUGUUAACGAGUCUGCAUCAAGAUUUAAUCUCACUAGAGCUGUGACCUUCAUGUUUCUCAUAGUAUUCAACUUUGUGCUGAGGCUCCAAACUGAAGUUUUACAAGUGGACAUGUAUGUCUUGAUCAGUACGUGCAGUUGCGGUGCAGCUGUAUGAAACUUGCUGCUGUACGCGAUAAGUAGGUGGAUAUGGGGAAUGCUUAGCAAUUCUAGUGUUAAAGUCAUUGUUGAACACAGCGGAAGCAGUGCCCAUAGUGUGGUCUUCGGGAUUGUUUCUAAGAGUGCAUACCAUGCAUCAAUUGUGAAGGUAAUAAAGUCACUUGUUUUUGGUAAAUGGCACAAGAAAGUCAAGUUCAAGGGCCGAUCAAAGUAUUCAGUGGUGACAGUUGCUUGUUGGUCCCGGGCUUGGAGUGUGCAAGUGUCUCCCCAGGUUAUUCAUUGGCAUUAUGACUAUUGGGCUUCUCAUGUGUUUAGAAAGGCUACCACUACAAUGUCAUGUACUGGUAUUGGAAGGGGUGCACUUCUACAGACCACAAUCCUUGCUCCUCCUACAUUGCUCCUACAGUUGUCACAAACGGAUACCUAUAUCUUAAAGUUACUUUUCGCGAUUCUCAUCCUUGAGGACAAGGAUGCUUUCAAGAGGAGUGGAAUGUCAUGUACUGGUAUUGGAAGGGGUUCCCUUAUCAUAUUCAAGUUGGUUAUUAGUUUAGUUGUUAGUUGCACUUAGCUUUUAUCAAUUGUAAUGGUGCCUAAAUAGUUUCCAUUCUCCUAACCUAGAUAUAUAAGGCUAGUGAAUAUGUGUAAGAUAGAUUAUCCAAUUUAUGAGUAAUGAAAUAGAAUUUAGUUUAGAUCUCUC